AUGGCUCAACUCAAGACGACCCUGCUCGGCCUUAUCGCGCUCUUUACCUCCUACGCGUUUGCAGUCUCUCCUCUAGUUGUUCAAGGUUCCGACUUUGUGAACAGUGUCGAUGGCACCCGUUUCCAGAUCAUUGGUGUUGCGUAUCAGCCCGGUGGGUCAUCCGGCUUCAAUCCCGGCUCUGGCAUUGACCCGUUGAGCGAUGCCGACGUCUGCCUUCGAGAUGCUGUCCUCAUGCAGAGACUGGGUGUGAACGCUAUUCGUGUUUACAACCUUGAUCCAGACCUGGACCAUUCAGCCUGCGCCUCCAUCUUCAACGCCGCUGGCAUCUACAUGAUUCUGGAUGUCAACAGCCCUCUGCCAAACCAGUCUCUGAACCGAGGCGCACCGUGGGAGUCAUACAGCUCAUUAUAUUUGGAGCGUGUCUUCGAUGUGGUGGAAUCCUUCAUGCACUUCAACAACACGCUGGGCUUCUUCAGUGGUAACGAGGUCAUCAACGAAGAUUCUGUACCUCAAGUACCCUCCUACAUCCGAGCCGUUACCAGAGACCUCAAGGACUACAUCGCCAGGCAAGCCCCUCGCGAGAUCCCGGUCGGCUACUCUGCUGCCGACGUCCGUCCCUUGCUUAUGGGCACCUUCAACUAUCUGUCUUGCGGAUUGGACAACGACACGAGCUCCAAGAUCGACUUCUUCGGUCUCAACUCCUACUCGUGGUGUGGUGAUGCCACAUUCCAGUCUUCUGGCUACGAUGUCUUGGUUGGCGAUUUUAGUAACACCACUAUCCCAAUCUUCUUUUCCGAGUACGGCUGCAAUCUCGUCACUCCUCGCCAGUUCAGUGAGGUCCCUGCCUUGUACUCCGAAGAUAUGACAAAGGUCUUCUCCGGUGGGCUCAUCUACGAAUACAGUGAAGAGCCCAACAACUAUGGUCUUGUCAACCUGAACGAGAACGGGACGGUGUCAAUCCUGCAAGAUUACAACAAUCUCCGGGAGCAGUACAACUCGCUAGAUGUCGCUGUACUUGAAAGAGCCAAUGCUACCGCAACCUCAUUGACCCCACCAGUCUGUGCUAUCAGCUUGCUUGCUGGGACGAAUUUCAGUAACAGCUUUGACAUCCCUGCUCGUCCCGAUGGUGUCGACGACUUGAUACAGAACGGCGUUAGCGGCAACUUUCCUACUGGAACUUCAUCGGUUACGGCUACCCAACCUACACAGACUGUGUAUGACUCCAAUGGCCUGGAGAUUACUGGCCUUGAACUGAACAUCUUGCCCAACGACGAGAGCAACUUGCCCGGGAACAAUACUAGUGGUAGCACACCGGCAACGCCUUCAUCGUCGGGGUCUCCAUCGGGUACCAGUGGAGGUAGCCAGCCGUCGGAUACCAAUGGUGCCGCGAGAAUUGGCGACGUCACAGCAGGAUCACUUGUCAUGGGUGUGUUGGCGGUCAGUCUAUUAAUGCAGUGA
Cladophialophora yegresii CBS 114405 is the source of this 1458-nucleotide messenger RNA. RefSeq lists its product as uncharacterized. The transcript is spliced from 3 exons. Gene Ontology annotation, biological process: fungal-type cell wall (1->3)-beta-D-glucan biosynthetic process. The record is from RefSeq and is a predicted model, not a curated record. Gene Ontology annotation, molecular function: 1,3-beta-glucanosyltransferase activity. Gene Ontology annotation, cellular component: cytoplasm; fungal-type cell wall. Bases 1 to 1458 code for a protein of 485 amino acids. NCBI's taxonomy places the organism in Eukaryota, Fungi, Ascomycota, Eurotiomycetes, Chaetothyriales, Herpotrichiellaceae.